Capsella rubella is the source of this 1506-nucleotide messenger RNA. RefSeq names its product DNA-directed RNA polymerase I subunit RPA49. Gene Ontology annotation, molecular function: DNA binding. The record is from RefSeq and is a predicted model, not a curated record. Lineage: Eukaryota; Viridiplantae; Streptophyta; Magnoliopsida; Brassicales; Brassicaceae. Gene Ontology annotation, biological process: transcription elongation by RNA polymerase I; nucleolar large rRNA transcription by RNA polymerase I; RNA polymerase I preinitiation complex assembly. The transcript is spliced from 4 exons. Gene Ontology annotation, cellular component: RNA polymerase I complex. Bases 55 to 1371 code for a protein of 438 amino acids.
ACAUUGUUUGCAUCUUCUAAGAUUUGACUGAGAGAAUCCAAAACCUCUACAACCAUGGAAGGCGAAGACAAGGUUGACCAUGUAAGCGAGGAAGAGGAGGAGUUCAGCACACCAGAACAUAUAGAAAAGAAGCAAAGGAAAGGGAAUGAGGAGGAUCAAAACGAAGGCGAGAAAAUUACGCUUAAAGUGAAGCAAAUCCGCGAGAGACCCGAUAGAAUCUCUCCAAUCGUCGCCUAUUUCUCUACAAGCUACAAUCCUUGUGAAGUAGAUCCAAAGACAGGCGAGAAUGUUAAUGAGACACCGAAAGUUACGGUCUACAGGCAUAAGGAUGAGACGAAGAAGAGGCUUCAGGUUGUGGUAAGCCCUCCUGGUGCAAACGUGGAGUUCGUGGGCACCAAUUACACGGGCGAGCAAGCUGCUAUGCAGACUACUGCCUAUGCGUUGGGUAUCGUCAAUAGAAAGAACAGGACGAUACGGAUUCUUCCGGUUGCUCACAAUAAGAUAAUCAGAUUGGAGCCGAGAAUUAAAACUCAAGAAGCAACUGAGGAAGAAGCUUCAGGAAGUGCGGUUGUCUCAGAACUAAGCAUAAGAGAUCGACUUCGUAAGACUAACAGUACUUUUGGUACAAAGAAAGCUGUUUCUCGGGACAAGAAGAAGCGUGACCUAAAUGUGGGAGAUGAUGCAGAGACCCAGAAGUUCCUUGACGGAAAACUUAAUGAACUCGAUAUUAAUGUAGGUGCUCUUGAAAGCACCAGUUCCAAUGUUGCACGCAACAUUCCUCCUUACGAUGCCUCUGCAACGACUUCAAGGGAAGCCUAUCCUUUGGAAAAAAUCAUCGAAAAAGGAGAAUGGAGCUUUCUUGAAGAUAUAUACCGGCUUCUACAACAGGAAACUGAAGCAGCAACUGAUGCUUACCCUGUAUUUGUCCGCAACAGAUUGUACAAGUUGCGAGAUAUCAAGGACGAUAUGGAAAAGCAGAGGGUUUCUGGUACCUUGACGUUUCUCACCCAUCUAAUUAAGUUCAAGGACAGAAAUUCUAUGAAUUUUGCUUCCGCUAAAGACCACAGGAUUCCAGAUAUCAUCCGUCGGAAAUUUAUGGGCAUGUUCAUGGAUCCUGAAUCAGACAGGAUGCCUGUUGACAAGACGCAACUUCUAGUAAGCUAUGCUCUUGUGCUAGCCCUUCACGUGGAUAAUUUCAAGACCGAUCCAGAAGACAUAGCGAAAGAUCUGAGGAUGAGCACAGUUGCGCUGAGGACACAUUUUGAGAACCUUGGCUGCAAAGUCUCGAAGGAGAAGACAACUACGUUUGCGACCUUACCGACCCCUCUCAAUUUCCCGCAGAUUAGGAGGAGGAGAAAGUCACAAAAGUGAUGACGAUCUUGGAGAAGAUAUGUUCUUUUUUAUAUAUUUUGCUGGUAUUUUAUAGACAUCUUUUUCUUGAAACUCUAUCGUGUGAUUUAUUAACAUUUUUGACAUCUAUUUCUUGGUUUAAUGAUGUUUUCGCAA